This is a messenger RNA of Linum trigynum, 1513 nucleotides long. The record is from the annotation of a GenBank genome assembly. NCBI's taxonomy places the organism in Eukaryota, Viridiplantae, Streptophyta, Magnoliopsida, Malpighiales, Linaceae.
CCCAUUUAUUUCGUGCUCGUGCUAGCCCGUGGGCGGCACGACACGGUGCCCACGUACAAUUGGAAACCUUUGCCACCAAAAUAAUAUAACUCCGUUUUUUGCAUGAGCAAUGUUUUUAAGAAUAUCUAAGAGGCAAAAGACACGGGAACAAGUGGAUAGCUAGGGAGGCGGCAGAGUCGCAGGCUCCUUAUCAUCACCCACCCCUGCCAAAAGACAACCGGUAACCUUUCCACCUCUCCAAAAGCCAAACCCAAAGCCACGAACCUUUCCUUUCUGCCUCCUCCUCCCCAUCCCAAUUUCCGCGCUUAAAAUACUCCAAUCCCAAGGGGUUGAAAUUGGCUGUAUUAUGCAUCCAUCAACUCCGCAACCAAUGAUCCGACGACGAGUUCUACUCUGACUGGAAAGGGGGAGAAAAUCCCAUAAUCUUACUUGCCCCCCAAAAUGGCCACCCAUCCAACCCUUCAAUUUCACAAUACCUACUUUUUGCUGCAUCACUCGACGCCGCCAAGUUCGCCAAAGUUCCAGCCUCUGGCUCUGUUCCCCGUGAAAACCCACUACAGGACGCCAUCCUUGAACUUGCAGAGCGGGAGCAGCAGUAAUGGGCGGCGGAGAAGGAAUAGUACUCUCGCGGUGGCGGUGUCUGCAGCGGCCGGAAAUGUGGCGUGGUGGGACGCUUGGAAGCCCGACGACAAAUCCCCUUCUGUUCCCCUCAGCGACAUCUUUUGGCCUUCUGCAGGGGCAUUUGCGGCAAUGGCGAUACUAGGGAAGGUGGAUCAAAUGAUCGCGCCCAAAGGGGUAACAAUCACAAUUGCUCCAUUUGGCGCCGUCUGCGCCGUCCUCUUUACCGCUCCUUCAUCUCCCGCCGCCAGGAAGUACAACAUGUUCAUGGCCCAAAUCGGCUGCGCCGCAAUUGGGGUUCUGGCGUUCUCGUUCCUCGGCCCGGGCUGGCUAGCGAGGAGUAGUGCUCUGGCUGCCUCCAUUGCUUUCAUGAUCUACACCAGAUCCACCCAUCCGCCUGCGGCUAGCUUGCCCCUUCUCUUCAUCGAUGGGGUGAAACUCCAUAGCUUGAAUUACUGGUAUGCUCUGUUUCCUGGUGCAGCUGGCUGCCUCAUCCUCUGUUUCAUUCAAGAGAUUGUGAGCUACCUGAAGGAGAAGGUGAAGUUCUGAAUGUGCAAUAAUUGGGCGGGGGGAUCAUAUUUGGUUGGAUGACUUGUUAAGACUCCAAUCGUAACACUACUGGGUCAAACUGAAAGCCAGGAAACCAAUUUGUUAUAAAGCAUCUCAAACAACAAUUGAAUCCAUGGGUUUAACAGGUAAGCACUGGUCUAGCGUUGUAAAUCAGCCAUUAUUAUUGAGGAUCGCUAUGAUGUGAAUACGAGACAUCUCGAUGUAAUGUUAUAUUAUAUUGAAAUAUAAUUCGUUUUAGUAACUCAACAUGUUGAGAGAUAUUUAGAUAAUGGUCUCGUGUCAUUUUCUUUGCAUGUGCUUUGAAUAAUAAAGUUUAAUAGAUUUU